Erythranthe guttata (spotted monkey flower) is the source of this 1873-nucleotide messenger RNA. Its product is annotated as high affinity nitrate transporter 2.4. NCBI's taxonomy places the organism in Eukaryota, Viridiplantae, Streptophyta, Magnoliopsida, Lamiales, Phrymaceae. Gene Ontology annotation, biological process: transmembrane transport. Gene Ontology annotation, molecular function: nitrate transmembrane transporter activity. The record is from RefSeq and is a predicted model, not a curated record.
UUUCACUACUUCUUCCAAUCAAAGUUUUAAUUUAAAUACUGAUAAAAAAUAUAUAUAUAUUAAAAUAUAAUGGCAGGAACUGAACAGGGUUCUCCCGGAAGCUCCAUGCAUGGAGUUUCCGGCAAAGAACAAACCUACGCCUUCUCCGUUUCACAGUCAACUGUCCCAACCGAAAAAACCGCCAAAUUCAAUCUCCCCGUCGAUUCAGAACACAAGGCCACUGUCUUCAAGCUCUUCUCCUUCGCAAAGCCCCACAUGCGUACUUUCCAUCUCUCAUGGAUCUCCUUCUUCACCUGCUUCGUCUCCACCUUCGCCGCCGCCCCUCUCGUCCCGAUUAUCCGGGACAACCUUAACCUGACAAAGAGCGACAUCGGAAACGCCGGCGUCGCCUCCGUCUCCGGCAGCAUCUUCUCCAGGCUGGCCAUGGGCGUCGUCUGCGACCUCCUCGGGCCCAGAUACGGCUGCGCUUUCCUCAUCCUGCUCUCCGCUCCGACGGUUUUCUGCAUGACGUUCGUCUCGUCGGCCGGCGGAUACCUGGCCGUCCGGUUCAUGAUCGGGUUCUCGCUGGCGACGUUUGUCUCGUGCCAGUACUGGAUGAGCACGAUGUUUAAUAGCAAGAUUAUCGGUUUGGUGAACGGGACGGCGGCGGGGUGGGGGAACAUGGGCGGCGGCGCCACCCAGCUGAUCAUGCCGCUUCUUUACGAGAUGAUACGGAAAGCCGGUUCGACGCCGUUCACCGCCUGGAGAAUCGCGUUCUUUAUUCCUGGAUGGCUGCACGUGAUUAUGGGGAUUCUGGUCAUGACUCUCGGCCAAGAUUUGCCCGACGGGAAUCUUGGCACUCUCAAGAAGAAAGGAACUGUUGCUACUGACAAAUUCUCAAAGGUUUUCUGGAACGCGAUAACAAAUUACAGAACAUGGAUCUUCGUCCUCCUCUAUGGUUACUCGAUGGGAGUCGAAUUAACUACGGAUAACGUGGUCGCUGAAUACUUCUACGACAGGUUUGAUCUGAACCUUCACACCGCCGGAACAAUAGCGGCAACAUUCGGAAUGGCGAACAUAGUAGCACGGCCGUUUGGGGGUUUCGCCUCCGACUACGCCGCCAGGAGGUUCGGAAUGAGGGGGCGCCUCUGGGUGCUGUGGACCCUACAAACCCUCGGCGGCGUUUUCUGCAUCAUGCUCGGCCGGGCAAACGUCCUCCCGUUCGCCAUCGCGAUGAUGAUCCUAUUCUCCGUCGGAGCACAGGCGGCGUGUGGGGCCACCUUUGGCAUAAUCCCGUUCAUUUCCAGGAGGUCGCUGGGCAUCAUCUCCGGUAUGACCGGCGCCGGAGGGAACUUCGGGUCGGGGCUGACCCAGCUGGUGUUCUUCGCCGGGUCGCAGUUUUCGACGGCGACGGGUUUGUCUUAUAUGGGGAUAAUGAUAGUGUGCUGUACUUUUCCGGUGACGGCGGUUUACUUUCCGCAGUGGGGGGGAAUGUUUUGUGGGCCGUCAAAAGACGGCGUUAAAGGAACGGAGGAGGAUUAUUACGGGAAGGAGUGGAAUGAAGAGGAGAAGAAGAAGGGGAUGCAUGCGAGCAGUCUUAAGUUCGCCGAGAAUAGCAGAUCGGAGCGGGGAAGAAGGAUUUCUCCGGCGCCGGUUUCACUUGAUUAUUCUACCCCUAAUCAUGUUUAAAAUAAUUAAUGUCUUAACAACGUGAAAAUUAUAUCAUGUGUUGUUGUUGUUGUUGUAAUAAGUGAUUUAUGUUUUAUUUGAUUAGAGUGUAUUAAAUUAUAAAAUGAGUACCGAUCAUGUGUUUAGUCUAGAAAUUCAGUUCUACCAAUAUGGCAAUAUGUAAUAUGUUUAAUGAAUUCGAUUGUUGGGGAUUUAUUAAAAAAAA